CUCAGGCAGCUGCAGGAGAAGGUGGAAGGGAGGCCGGACAGGCGUGCUCGAGGACACCCGUUCUCGAGGGAUAUCCUAGUUGCACCACUGCCUGCGAGUUUCUGGGAGAUAAGUUUGAUUUUUGAUGGGUCGAGCGACUCGUCGAGGCAUGUGAGAGACUUUGAAAACAUGUCCGUUUUGCACGGGUAUUCGAAUCCGGUCAGUUGCAGGGCUUUUCUGUCGACCUUACGAGGAGGCGCGCUCGACUGGUUCCACCAAUUAGCUCCCAGAUCGAUUAAAGACUUUGAGGAUUUCGCAGAACAACUUACUAAUCAAUAUUCAAGCGCGGUCGCCCAGGAGAAGACAUACCUCACUUUGAUGGCGAUGCGACAAGGCGAGAAAGAGUCCCUGCAGAAAUAUGUUGCUCGAUACAAUCAAAUGUGUUUGGAGGUGCCCACGGCGUGCGACGAGGUGAAGGCAGGAGGAUUGAUUAGGAGUCUGCGACCAGGAAUAUGUCGAACGUCACUGGCAAAGACGUCUGCUCGAACUUACGAUGAGGUGCUUAAGAGAUGCAAGAAGUACAUCAAUUUGGAAGAGACAGAGGCAGAGUUCGCUAAACUCGAAGAGGUGGCGAGGCCUGAUAAGCGGAAGGAAAAGCCGAAUUCACCCAGGAGAGGAUCACCUAGGAGAAACCCCCUAAAGAAUGGCUCAUCCAAGAGAGCGUCGCCCAGGAGGGAGGGACGAAACCCGUUUCACGGAGGGCGAGAGGACCGCUGGCAAGGGCGACCUCGGUUACCCAAUGGUCAACGAUAUAACACUUUCACUCCUAUUAACGCCCAAAUGGGCGAAGUCCUGGCGGCCAUCGAGGAGAAGCUGGAGAGUAAAGAGGUCACUAGGAGCAGAAUCGUCCUACAAUAUCAUAUUGGGACGGACGGGGUUGAACGCAUUUCAAGCAGUUGUGCUACAUACCACAUGACGAUCAAAUAUCCUGUGGGUGAAAAUGUGGGCGAGAUUGUUGGAGACCAGCUCACAUCGAGGAGUUAUUACCAAACCACUGUUAGCAAUAACAAGCAAAUGGCGAGGAAGCAAGCGAAAGGAGGGGAGCAACGGCCCGAUCGACCAGGAGGAUCGAGGUCGAAAGAGGAGAACGGACGUCAAGACAAGGGAAAGGAGAAAAUGGACAUGCAACCAGGGGGCGAGGUGGAGGAGGUCCAAAUGGUGGAAGGGAAGGAUGAUCGAAAAUUUAGAAUUGGGAGAGAGCUGGGAGAGUCAAUCAGGUCGAGGUUGGUAGACUUGAUAAGAGAGUUUGCGGAUAUUUUCGCAUAUACUGCGGAGGAAUUGACAGGGAUCGAGGCCAAGAUAAUCGAGCACCGGCUGAAUAUCGAUCUUAGUGUGAAGCCGGUAAAACAGAAGACGAGACAUCAUGGAGCGGAGAUGGACAAAAUUAUCGAACAGGAGGUCGAAAAGCUAUUGAACGCUGGGCACGUUAAGAAGAUUCAGCUCCCUGAGUGGCUAUCUAACACGGUAAUGGUAUCCAAAUCGGGAGGAAAGUGGAGGAUGUGUAUUGAUCUCCGUGAUCUAAAUAAGGCUUGCCCGAAGGAUCUAUACCCGUUGCCAAGGAUCGACCAGCUGGUGGACUCCACGGCGGGAUGCGAGUUGCUCAGCUUGAUGGACGCCUCACAAGAGUACCAUCAAAUCCCCUUGGCAAAGGAAGAUUGGAAGAGGGUGAGCUUCAUAACAAGCAGAGGCACCUAUUGUUAUGUGGUCAUGCCAUUUGGACUGAAGAAUGCCGGGGCCACUUACCAGAGGUUGGUCGACCAGAUUUUCAAGGACCAGUUGGGGAGGAAUAUGGAGGUAUAUGUCGAUGACAUGCUGGUAAAGAGCAAAAUGGAGGUGGACCACGUAAGCGACCUGAGAGAGACUUUCCCAACACUGAGAAGGUUCGGCAUGAAACUUAAUCCGGCUAAGUGCUCAUUUGGCGUAAAAGCAGGGAAGUUCUUGGGGUACAUGGUGACAAAGCGGGGAAUAGAGGUGAAUCCCGAGAAGGUGAGAGCUAUGAUCGAGAUGAUGCCACCAGCCAGUGUGAAGGAGGUCCAAAUUCUAACUGGUCGAAUAGCGGGGCUGAGCAGAUUCAUUUCCAAGGUAGCUGAGAAGAGCAGUCCUCUGUUCAAAACCCUCAAGAAGAGCUCGAAGUUUCAGUGGACGGAGGAAGCCCAGAAGGCCUUCGAGGAGCUACAAGAA
Striga hermonthica is the source of this 2220-nucleotide messenger RNA. NCBI's taxonomy places the organism in Eukaryota, Viridiplantae, Streptophyta, Magnoliopsida, Lamiales, Orobanchaceae. The record is from the annotation of a GenBank genome assembly.